Molecule: messenger RNA, 14838 nt
Organism: Doryrhamphus excisus (bluestripe pipefish)
Lineage: Eukaryota; Metazoa; Chordata; Actinopteri; Syngnathiformes; Syngnathidae
Source: RefSeq, a predicted model, not a curated record
UUUAUCUUUCUCUAUUUUUGUCUGUCUUUGUCCAUCUUUGUCUGUCUUUGUCCAUCUUUGUCCAUCUUUGUUUAUCUUUCUUUAUCUUUGUCCGUCUUUGUCCAUCUUUGUCUAUCUUUGUCUGUCUUUGUCCAUCUUUGUCCAUCUUUGUCCAUCUUUGUUUAUCUUUCUUUAUCUUUGUCCGUCUUUGUCCAUCUUUGUUUAUCUUUCUCUAUCUUUGUCCGUCUUUGUCUAUCUUUGUUUAUCUUUGUUUAUCUUUCUCUAUCUUUGUCUAUCUUUGUUUAUCUUUGUUUAUCUUUGUCUAUCUUUGUCCAUCUUUGUCUAUCUUUGUCUAUCUUUGUUUAUCUUUCUCUAUCUUUGUCCGUCUUUGUCUAUCUUUGUUUAUCUUUCCCACUUCCAUUUUGUCCACCAAACAAUUGUCCAAAGUUGUGUGAAAGAGCUGCAAAUAUUUCUAUGAAUAUGAUUAGCGAUGUCUGCUUGCAACACUCUGAGGACCAAGUCAGGGCGCACGCAAAUCACCUCCAAUAUUUUGGUCUUAUUAGCUUUAGCAUGCUGGCUGGAGUCGUACGUCAGGCCGCUAGCUUAGUGCCAACCGCCGUUCUCUUUGGCCUCUUCCCUCCGGCGGACGCGAGCGAUGCCUCAUCCAUUAGCGGGCGGGGGAGGGGAGCACGUUUGCCGCGAGGUGUCACUUACGCCGGACAACAACCAGUCGGGCCGUCCCAAAGGUCCGGUCGGGCCGCAUCGUAUGCACUCCGGCGAUCCGAGCUAAAAGUCUACGUGUGGUCACGCGACAUUCCUUUGGCGGCCUUUACGUAAGAAGGAUGAAUACUUUACAUUCACCCAGGCGGGAUUAUGUUGGGGAGAAAGAUCCGGAAAGGCGGCGUGUCGACUCAGCGCUGCCGUCAGCCAAUUAGCUUCAAUUGAUGUUUGCUGCUGCGACGGGAUAACGAGGAGGAAUUCUAACUUGUCCUUUUGUCUUCUAAAAUCACUUUUUCCAGUCCUCGUUGGGACACAAAAGAGAAGAAGUGGCGUACAAGGUUUAAAUGUCCACUUUAUUUCAUGCAGACCGGGGAUUUGGUACCGCAAUUCAUGGAAAUACUGGGUCAUGUGACCCCGGCCGCCGCGUCUGCUUGCUAGCCACAAAAGAUUAUUAUUGGUAGUACUAGUACUAGUACUAGUACUAGAUAUGCUGGGAGCUUUCACAUCAUAUACAAUAUUUCAUCUUUGGUGAUUUUUACUGUGUUUUCCUCAAAUAUUUACACUUUCUUCCAAAAAUACUUCCUGUCAUAGUAUUCCCAGAUUAUUCUGACUUGAUUCCCAUCAUAUUCAUCAUAUUUUCCACAACCUAAUUUUCCAAAAAUGUCAACUUUCUUUUUUUGUUUGUUUCUCAUAAUAUUACUACUUUGAGGAAGUACAUUUUUGACAUAAUAUUUCAACUCUAUUCUAUUCUAUUUCAACUAUAAUUCAACUAUUUGACUGCUCAAUGCCAAAUAAGCUAAGAUUGACGUCUCAGAGUACUCAUUCCUCCAGUAAGUACUGCAAUAUAAGACUAAAGUCCAGGGUGGAGCCUUACUUAUGUAUAUAGAAUAACCAAAAAACUCAACAUAAACACCUAAUAUUAACAACUGUGCUGCAAAGCAUGAUGGGACAUUGUUGGAGACUGAUUAGGCAUACCUACUGCUACCCCAAUGACGUCAAAGUAUGGUUGGUUCAAUUUCCGAUUUGAGCCAAUUUACUCUUACUUUCAUUCUAUAUUUGAGCAUAUUUCCACUGCAUUUCAGUCCAGCUUCAGCUUCCAAAUGACUAAAUUUAGAUUUUCGCACCUUUUCAAAGCAUCGCAGUUCUCUUAAUAUUUGGACUUCUUGCCCUGUGAUUAUAUCCUUAUUUAUUGGCCCCGGGCCACAAAUGGCCCCCAAGCCGCACUCUCGACGCCUCUGCUGUAUUGUACUGAGCAGCCAGGACAGUCGUGCACCUUUUUUUUUCCAAACUUGGGCAGAUGAAAAUGUCCUUAUUUUCACAUCCCUUCCAUCCUUAUUUGUAUUCUCCAAUAUGUCACCUCUCUCUCUCUCUCUCGCUUUUAUGCAGAGUGCAGCCGACGUAAUGACUUUAAAUGCACCAAAAAACACUUUGCACCUCAGUCUUGUCUGCAUUUAAUGAUAUUUCUUGGGAACAGUUUGCCACAUCAAGUUGGACCGUGUUGAUUUUUAAAGUGAAAAGCCCCCGCUUUAUAUUUUUUGAUUGAUAGUAUAGAUUUUUUAUUCUAUUGUUUAUUUAUCAUACCAUGUUAGCCCUGUUAUCUUGUGGAAAUGAAAGUCAAUUCUUCCGAAAGUCCUGCAUUUUUAGAAAGUUGUAAACAGGUUUUCUAUGUCUUAUUUUCUCUUAUGUAGUCUACCAUAUUGGGUAAUACGAGUGCCAAGGUGACUAUAGGGGUGUUAUUUCAUGUUUAGAGGGCUCUAAUCAUGUUGAAAAGCAUAUUUAGAAGGUUGUCAACAAGUUUUCUAUGUCUUAUUUUCUCUUAUUUAGUCUACCAUAUUGGGUAAUAGGAGUGUAUAGGUGACUAUAGGGGUGUUAUUUCAUGUCUAGAGGGCUCUAAUCAUGUUGAAAAGCAUAUUUAGAAGGUUGUCAACAGGUUUUCUAUGUCUUAUUUUCUCUUAUUUAGUCUAUCAUAUUGGGUAGUACGAGUGCCAAGGUGACUAUGGGGUGUUGUUUCAUGUUUAGAGGGCUCUAAUCAUGUUGAAAAGCAUAUUUAGAAGGUUGUAAACAUGUUUUCUAUGUCUUAUUUUCUCUUAUUUAGUCUACCAUAUUGGGUAAUAGGAAUGUAUAGGUGACUAUAGGGGUGUUAUUUCAUGUCUAGACGGCUCUAAUCAUGUUGAAAAGCAUAUUUAGAAGGUUGUAAACAGGUUUUCUAUGUCUUAUUUUCUCUUAUUUAGUCUACCAUAUUGGGUAAUAGGAGUGCCAAGGUGACUAUGGGGGUGUUAUUUCAUGUCUAGAGGGCUCUAAUCAUGUUGAAAAGCAUAUUUAGAAGGUUGUAAACUUGUUUUCUAUGUCUUAUUUUCUCUUAUUUAGUCUACCAUAUUGGGUAAUAGGAGUGUAUAGGUGACUAUAGGGGUGUUAUUUCAUGUCUAGAGGGCUCUAAUCAUGUUGAAAAGCAUAUUUAGAAGGUUGUCAACAAGUUUUCUAUGUCUUAUUUUCUCUUAUUUAGUCUACCAUAUUGGGUAAUAGGAGUGUAUAGGUGACUAUAGGGGUGUUAUUUCAUGUCUAGAGGGCUCUAAUCAUGUUGAAAAGCAUAUUUAGAAGGUUGUCAACAAGUUUUCUAUGUCUUAUUUUCUCUUAUUUAGUCUACCAUAUUGGGUAAUAGGAGUGUAUAGGUGACUAUAGGGGUGUUAUUUCAUGUCUAGAGGGCUCUAAUCAUGUUGAAAAGCAUAUUUAGAAGGUUGUCAACGGGUUUUCUAUGUCUUAUUUUCUCUUAUUUAGUCUACCAUAUUGGGUAAUAGUAGUGUAUAGGUGACUAUAGGGGUGUUAUUUCAUGUCUAGAGGGCUCUAAUCAUGUUGAAAAGCAUAUUUAGAAGGUUGUCAACAGGUUUUCUAUGUCUUAUUUUCUCUUAUUUAGUCUACCAUAUUGGGUAAUACGAGUGCCAAGGUGACUAUGGGGGUGUUAUUUCGUGUUUAGAGGGCUCUAAUCAUGUUGAAAAGCAUAUUUAGAAGGUUGUAAACAUGUUUUCUGUCUUAUUUUCUCUUAUUUAGUCUACCAUAUUGGGUAAUACGAGUGCCAAGGUGACUAUGGGGGUGUUAUUUCGUGUUUAGAGGGCUCUAAUCAUGUUGAAAAGCAUAUUUAGAAGGUUGUAAACAGGUUUUCUAUGUCUUAUUUUAUCUUAUUUAGUCUACCAUAUUGGGUAAUAGGCGUGCCAAGGUGACUCUAGGGGUGUUAUUUCAUGUUUAGAGGGCUCUAAUCAUGUUGAAAAGCAUAUUUAGAAGGUUGUAAACAUGUUUUCUGUCUUAUUUUCUCUUAUUUAGUCUACCAUAUUGGGUAAUACGAGUGCCAAGGUGACUAUGGGGUGUUAUUUCAUGUUUAGAGGGCUCUAAUCAUGUUGAAAAGCAUAUUUAGAAGGUUGUAAACAUGUUUUCUGUCUUAUUUUCUCUUAUUUAGUCUACCAUAUUGGGUAAUACGAGUGCCAAGGUGACUAUGGGGCAUUAUUUCAUGUCUAGAGGGCUCUAAUCAUGUUGAAAAGCAUAUUUAGAAGGUUGUAAACAGGUUUUCUAUGUUUUAUUUUCUCUUAUUUAGUCUACCAUAUUGGGUAAUAGGAGUGUAUAGGUGACUAUGGGGCGUUAUUUCAUGUUUAGAGGGCUCUAAUCAUGUUGAAAAGCAUAUUUAGAAGGUUGUAAACAGGUUUUGUAUGUCUUAUUUUCUCUUAUUUAGUCUACCAUAUUGGGUAGUAUGAGUGCCAAGGUGACUAUGGGGGUGUUAUUUCAUGUCUAGAGGGCUCUAAUCAUGUUGAAAAGCAUAUUUAGAAGGUUGUAAACAUGUUUUCUGUCUUAUUUUCUCUUAUUUAGUCUACCAUAUUGGGUAAUAGGAGUGCCAAGGUGACUCUAGGGGUGUUAUUUCAUGUUUAGAGGGCUCUAAUCAUGUUGAAAAGCAUAUUUAGAAGGUUGUAAACUGUAUUUCAUGCUCUGACCACCAAUAUUCCACAAGCGAGUCCUAAAUUCACUCAUCACAGUUGGGUCUGGAACCAAUUAAGCGUGAUAAACGAGGGAUUCUUGUUGUUAUUGUACACGAGUUCUCCUUGCAGUGGUUGCGUUCACCUUUAGAGUUUCCUGGGCUUUUGUCAGCAGCCUCGGCCGGUGUUCUAAUUCUAUUCAGUGGAAUCCCAAAGUGGAGCAUCUUUAGCGGGAGAGAGGAGGAGAGAAAUCCUCUUAUUUCCAGGAUGACGAUUAGCUGAGAUUUUGCGUCCUUUUUCAGGCUCGACAGAAGCAGCGCAGAGACGGUCCUUGAAAUCCAAAGACUAAUAAUCCAAAUAUGACAGGCGACCUCAGCGAACGGCUCCAGGCUUUAAUGAGCUCUGAGAGCACUCCAUCAGCCGGAGACGUUGGUGGUGCACGUUCAUAAAGGUAAUGGACCACCGGUGCAUUUGUGGAGGCUUUUGCACCUCACGGCCGCUUCGGAGGAAAGUUGUUGAUUUUGGGACCGGAGUUAAAAAGUUGGAGUGUUUUUAAAUGACGCCUGCAUACCAGGAGGAUUUAAUGCUCUUAAUGCGGCCGCCGUGUGACGAGCAUAGCAAGCAGUCGGGAUGCGGACGCGCCGCACUCGUUUCUGUGGCAACCUCCUCCGACUCUCCUUUCCCCGUGAUGGCCAAUCAGCUUUCAAGCGUUCCCGGAAGAAAUUAACCAUAUAUAAUGUUUGCUCAAGUAGUUCAUUUGAUUCCGCGUGGAGUUUCCCAGCAUGCCGGAUCCAUCCCGAGCGGCAAAGUCACAUGUUCCUUCUACCGGUCUUCACGCUGAAAGUGGCGCUGACACAGUGGAACUUGGCUUUUCUUGGUUCAUAUCCAACGACUCCAUACCGGCACGUGUCAAUAGAUGAUCAAAGUCAAAUACCUGAUGGGGUGGUCACCAAGUUCUGGUCGCUAAUUAGAACAUUCGCUGCCAGGAAGAGCUCGGUUAUGACAAAGGAAGUUGAAAUGGCGACGAGUCUUACUCUGGCAUGCCGUUUGUCUGGCUGGGGGGUCUGUCGCCAUCGCCAAGGACGGGGUCUCGUUGGUGACGCCGACAUUGUUGUACACAGAUGAUUAGUUAGUGGCAAUAAAUGUGUUAUUUUGUUGGUUCAUAGAAGUAAACAAGUGUCAGAUCUAAAACAAACAAGAUGGCCGCCAGUCACCGUUUCUCUUGGAUUUGCUUCUCUGGACCCUGUAGAGUUGUGGUUCAUGGAGGGAAACAUGAAUGCUAGCAUGAACUCUGACACCACAAAACAAAACGGCUCUGCUGCCAAGAAUGGUGGUGAUAGAGUGCAUGAGUGCCGCCAGCAUUGGGGAGCUGCGGUUCAUAGAAGGAAACGUGAAUGCUAGCAUGAACUCUGACACCGCAAAACAAAACGGCUCUGCUGCCAAGAAUGGUGGUGAUAGAGUGCACGAGUGCCGCCAGCAUUGGGGAGUUGUGGUUCAUAGAGGGAAACAUGAAUGCUAGCAUGAGCUCUGACACCACAAAACAAAACGGCUCUGCUGCCAAGAAUGGUGGUGAUAGUAGAGUGCACGAGUGCCACCAGCAUUGGGGAGUUGUGGUUCAUAGAGGGAAACAUGAAUGCUAGCAUGAACUCUGACACCGCUAAACAAAACUGGGCUGCUGCCAAGAAUGGUGGUGAUAGUAGAGUGCACGAGUGCCGCCAGCAUUGGGGAGUUGUGGUUCAUAGAGGGAAACAUGAAUGCUAGCAUGAACUCUGACACCGCAAAACAAAACGGGACUGCUGCCAAGAAUGGUGAUGAUAGUAGAGUGCACGAGUGCCGCCAGCAUUGGGGAGCUGUGGUUCACUGAGGGGAAAACAAAGUGAGCAGCAACAUAAUUGAGCCUUAGCUGCCGUCGUGCGUGGUGGUGGUGGUCUGGGGUUGAGGCACGAGUGCCGCCAGCAUUGGGGAGUUGUGGUUCAUAGAGGGAAGAUGAAUGCUAGCAUGAACUCUGACACCGCAAAACAAAACGGCUCUGCUGCCAAGAAUGGUGGUGAUAGAGUGCACGAGUGCCGCCAGCAUUGGGGAGCUGUGGUUCACUGAGGGGAAAACAAAGUGAGCAGCAACAUAAUUGAGCCUUAGCUGCCGUCGUGCGUGGUGGUGGUGGUCUGGGGUUGAGGCACGAGUGCCGCCAGCAUUGGGGAGUUGUGGUUCAUAGAAGGAAACGUGAAUGCUAGCAUGAACUCUGACACCGCAAAACAAAACGGCUCUGCUGCCAAGAAUGGUGGUGAUAGAGUGCACGAGUGCCGCCAGCAUUGGGGAGUUGUGGUUCAUAGAGGGAAACAUGAAUGCUAGCAUGAGCUCUGACACCACAAAACAAAACGGCUCUGCUGCCAAGAAUGGUGGUGAUAGUAGAGUGCACGAGUGCCACCAGCAUUGGGGAGUUGUGGUUCAUAGAGGGAAACAUGAAUGCUAGCAUGAACUCUGACACCGCUAAACAAAACUGGGCUGCUGCCAAGAAUGGUGGUGAUAGUAGAGUGCACGAGUGCCGCCAGCAUUGGGGAGUUGUGGUUCAUAGAGGGAAACAUGAAUGCUAGCAUGAACUCUGACACCGCAAAACAAAACGGGACUGCUGCCAAGAAUGGUGGUGAUAGUAGAGUGCACGAGUGCCGCCAGCAUUGGGGAGCUGUGGUUCACUGAGGGGAAAACAAAGUGAGCAGCAACAUAAUUGAGCCUUAGCUGCCGUCGUGCGUGGUGGUGGUGGUCUGGGGUUGAGGCACGAGUGCCGCCAGCAUUGGGGAGUUGUGGUUCAUAGAGGGAAGAUGAAUGCUAGCAUGAACUCUGACACCGCAAAACAAAACGGCUCUGCUGCCAAGAAUGGUGGUGAUAGAGUGCACGAGUGCCGCCAGCAUUGGGGAGCUGUGGUUCACUGAGGGGAAAACAAAGUGAGCAGCAACAUAAUUGAGCCUUAGCUGCCGUCGUGCGUGGUGGUGGUGGUCUGGGGUUGAGGCACGAGUGCCGCCAGCAUUGGGGAGUUGUGGUUCAUAUAGGGAAACAUGAAUGCUAGCAUGAACUCUGACACCGCAAAACAAAACGGGGCUGCUACCAAGAAUGGUGGUGAUAGUAGAGUGCACGAGUGCCGCCAGUAUUGGGGAGCUGCGGUUCACUGAGGGGAAAACAAAGUGAGCAGCAACAUAAUUGAGCCUCAGCUGCCGUCGUGCAUGGUGGUGGUGGUGGUCUGGGGUUGAGGCACGAGUGCCGCCAGCAUUGGGGAGUUGUGGUUCAUAUCGGGAAACAUGAAUGCUAGCAUGAACUCUGACACCGCAAAACAAAACGGCUCUGCUGCCAAGAAUGGUGGUGAUAGAGUGCACGACUGCCGCCAGCAUUGGGGAGCUGCGGUUCACUGAGGGGAAAACAAAGUGAGCAGCAACAUAAUUGAGCCUUAGCUGCCGUCGUGCGUGGUGGUCUGGGGUUGAGGCACGAGUGCCGCCAGCAUUGGGGAGCUGUGGUUCACUGAGGGGAAAACAAAGUGAGCAGCAACAUAAUUGAGCCUUAGCUGCCGUCGUGCGUGGUGGUGGUGGUCUGGGGUUGAGGCACGAGUGCCGCCAGCAUUGGGGAGUUGUGGUUCAUAGAGGGAAGAUGAAUGCUAGCAUGAACUCUGACACCGCAAAACAAAACGGCUCUGCUGCCAAGAAUGGUGGUGAUAGAGUGCACGAGUGCCGCCAGCAUUGGGGAGCUGUGGUUCACUGAGGGGAAAACAAAGUGAGCAGCAACAUAAUUGAGCCUUAGCUGCCGUCGUGCGUGGUGGUGGUGGUCUGGGGUUGAGGCACGAGUGCCGCCAGCAUUGGGGAGUUGUGGUUCAUAUAGGGAAACAUGAAUGCUAGCAUGAACUCUGACACCGCAAAACAAAACGGGGCUGCUACCAAGAAUGGUGGUGAUAGUAGAGUGCACGAGUGCCGCCAGUAUUGGGGAGCUGUGGUUCACUGAGGGGAAAACAAAGUGAGCAGCAACAUAAUUGAGCCUCAGCUGCCGUCGUGCAUGGUGGUGGUGGUGGUCUGGGGUUGAGGCACGAGUGCCGCCAGCAUUGGGGAGUUGUGGUUCAUAGAGGGAAACAUGAAUGCUAGCAUGAACUCUGACACCGCUAAACAAAACUGGGCUGCUGCCAAGAAUGGUGGUGAUAGAGUGCACGAGUGCCGCCAGCAUUGGGGAGCUGCGGUUCACUGAGGGGAAAACAAAGUGAGCAGCAACAUAAUUGAGCCUUAGCUGCCGUCGUGCGUGGUGGUCUGGGGUUGAGGCACGAGUGCCGCCAGCAUUGGGGAGUUGUGGUUCAUAGAGGGAAACAUGAAUGCUAGCAUGAACUCUGACACCGCUAAACAAAACUGGGCUGCUGCCAAGAAUGGUGGUGAUAGAGUGCACGAGUGCCGCCAGCAUUGGGGAGCUGCGGUUCACUGAGGGGAAAACAAAGUGAGCAGCAACAUAAUUGAGCCUUAGCUGCCGUCGUGCAUGGUGGUGGUGGUGGUCUGGUGUUGAGGCACGAGUGCAUCCAGCACUGGACUGCUGUGGUUCAUAGAGAUGGAAAGAUGAAUUCCAGCAUGUUUUGUGACACGGUGAAGCAGAACCCGGGCCCAUAUUGAAGAGAGAGCAUAGAGAGCGUUGCGGUGUGUUCAGGUGCCAUCCGUCAGCGUGGGAAUAGUGGGAGGUGCUUUAAGCAGCACUCGUUCAUUCAUUCAUGAAGGACUUUGCUGCUUUAAGUGGGUGUUCAGGUUUAAUGAGAUCACAUGAGAGACAAGGUCUUCCUGCGGGUGACAUGGACAAAAAAAAAAGGUUUGCUGAAAGCGUGAAUUCCCGUGACAUUUAAAUGCAUCCCGGAUUUGUGCUCAUCCCCUCGACGGCAGAGUUGGUCAUCCGAGGUAAUUGAAGUUUGGGCAUCCGUGGUGCAAACACUAACCUUUUAUUUCCAUCAACGGGAGUCCUCUCAAGCUGGCGUGGGGGUGUCCAAAGUGCGGCACGGGGCUGGUAUCUGAUUGGCCGGCGGAACGGAAACGGGAAUCAUACUGUGAAAAUAAAUCUUAAUUUCGUGUCCCCAAGUUGGAAUACGUCUAAUAUGGGAGGCGCACAAAACAGCAAAUAAAGUUGUCAUUUUUGGAAAACUAGCUUGUGGAAAAAGUUCUGCUACGGGAAGUUCAAGUAUUACGGGAAUAACGUCAUCAUUAGGAGAAAAAAAAGUUGAACUAAUUGGAAAAUCCAAAAACAACAUCAGCAGAUCUGGAAAAAACCCAUCUGGAAUUCCACAAGAAAAAAGAAUGAACUUUUAGUUUUCCAUCCAACGUCCGACCUGCAGUCAUUUGACAGGAAGGAAGUCUCAAUUUGCUGAGAAUAAAUAAUAUAAAUAUAAAUAUGAAUAUUAUGACGCAAUAUAAUAAUCCUAAUUCGGAGUUCCCUAAAGUAGAAUAUUUGAAAUAAAGGAGGUUACGAGAGCAACAUCGGCCUUCCUGGGCUGGCGUGACAUUCCAUCUGACCCCGUCCGUGAUUGGCUGAUUAUCCCGAGCUUAAGUUGGGGGGUUUCGGGGGGGUCGGGGGGGGGCACAGUGUGGAGAAUGUGAAGUUGCACAGAAGACGAAGAAGGAAGGAGGAAGAAGGAGGAAGGAAUGGUCAUGGCCCAGAAAAAGGAGGUCCAGCUCUCCAUUCGGGAGUACCGACCCUCGGAUCAGCGCGCCGUCGCCGAGCUGUUCCGUGACGGUGUCCGCGAGAACAUCUACCCGGCCUUCUUCCAGGCCAUGAGCCACCCGGACCACAUGGGCGUGGCCCUGAGCCUCUCCGUGGCGGGCUACGUGCUCGGGGGAAGCUCCUACUUCCAGGCGCUGCUCUUCGGGGCGGCGUGGGCGGGGCUCAUCUACUUCUGCUGCCACGAGAUCUACGAGGGCUACCUGGCCAGGAGGCUGGGCGCAGACAUGGCCGACAUCCCCGCCAACUACCUGGACAACCCGGAUAACGGAUUCUGGGUGGCGGAGGCGGACGGGAGGCUGGUGGGCGUGGUUGCCGUGGUGGGGCGAAGGGGAGGGGACAACGCUAACGGCGGCGUGGCGAUGGGGGCGGUGGAGGACGGAAGCGGGGCCGGCGGCGAGCUGUCCCACGUGGUGGUGGCGUUCCCGUGGCGCCGCAGGAACACGGGCUCCCGGCUGACCCAGCACGCUUUUGACUUCUGCAAGGAGCGGGGCUUCGCUCGCCUCGUCCUGGACGUCAGCUCGCCGCAGGCGGGCGCCGCCUCCCUGCUUCGGAAGAUGGGCUUCGUUCAAACGGCGUCGCACGGCGCCACGCACGCCAACCGCUGGAUCGCCAGCCUGGCCAGGAUCACCGUGACCCGCAUGGAGAAAGUCCUCUGACCGCGUCGCACGACCGUCACUUCCUGUUGCCGCACGUUGACUGUUCUCCGCUCUGAUUGACACCGCGCCUCCAUGAAUGGUAGGCUCCGCCUGGAGAAAUAAACGCCAGACCUCAAAUAGCCGCCUCCUUUCUUGCCCGGACAAGACGCAGCCACACGGGAACUUCCUCUUUAUUACUGGCAUGGGAAUGACAUCUUAACAAAAAGUAGAAUCUUUACAAAUAUAUCAAAUUACAAUUAUUGCCAGUUUUUAUUUGGAAAUAUUAUUUCAUAAAACAAAUCUUAAAAACGCUUAAUAUGACCAAAAAGGUUGCAAUCUUACAUUUACUCACCAAAAAAGUAUGUAACAUCACAAUAUUAAGAUUUUACUCUCACAAAAUGUGCAAAAAAUUUUGAUUUUUUAAAAAUUUAAUUUUCAUUUCAACUUUAAAAAUGUUUUUUUUUUAUUAAAAUUGUUUCUUAAAUUCAUUUUUGAAGCACAGAAAAAAGAAAAAAACAUUAACUUGUAAAAAAGUAUCAAUUGUAUGGUUUAAGGGCGGCACGGUGGUCGAGUGGUUAGCGCGCAGACCUCACAGCUAGGAGACCAGGGUUCAAUUCCACCCUUCACCCUCGGCCAUCUCUGUGUGGAGUUUGCAUGCGUGGGUUUUCUCCGGGUACUCCGGUUUCCUCCCACAUUCCAAAAACAUGCUAGGUUAAUUAGCCACUCCAAAUUGUCCAUAGGUAUGAAUGUGAGUGUGAAUGGUUGUUUGUCUAUAUGUGCCCUGUGAUUGGCUGGCCACCAGCUAUCCCAGCUGUCUCGCCCCAAGACAGCUGGGAUAGGCUCCAGCACCCCCGCGACCCUUGUGAGGAAAAGCGGCAGAAAAUGAAUGAAUGAAUGGUUUAAUUAGGAAAAGUUCCAGUCAUUGGAGAGGGACUAAUGUGGGACUAAUCCCGGGGCUAUUGUUCUCCAAUUCCAAGACCGGAUAGGACGUCUUGCCGUGGAUUGAGUGGAGUGGCCGCUAGAAGAAGACGCUAGAGUAAGCGUCCGGAUGACUGGGAAUAUUCCCGGCCAUUGUUCCUAAAGGUGUGAGGAAGGAGGGGGAUUUGGAGGUAAGCCUCUUUCCAGGCACAAGCGGAAUCCGUCUACCUCGGAGGAAUUCAUGCCGGCUGACUUCCAAGACCUCAACACUCUUGGCUUCCAAUGCCAAUGAAAAAUGCAACAGUGUCAGGAUCUUGGAUCUUGGAACGUUCUAAUUCUUGGCAGCUGAGAAGACUGCGUGUGUGUGUGUGUGUGUGUGUGUGUGCGUGUGCAUGUGUGUGUGUGCGUGUGCCAUGCUAAGACGAUAAAGAGUACAUUCUCCCGCCAUGCGUAUGCCGGCCAAAUAAGUCCGAUUAGAAGUAAGAGCAAACAAAAGAACCACACAGGAGUGUUUCCAUUCAUGUGACUGUGUGUGUGUGUGUGUGUGUGUGUGUGUGUGUGUGUGUGUGUGUGUGUGUGUGUGCGCCAUAUUGGCUAAUAGCAGCGUGUAGCUAGGUGUCUAUGCAGGUCAAUGCCGUAACCUAUGAGAAUACCGAGGUGACCAAUCAGGGCCCGGUUCGGACCAAACGGCUUUAGUGAGCUCCUGUAUAAAGUUGGUGUCGGGUGAGAGUGGCGUGAUGCUAAAUGCUAUCAUCUGUUGAUGUUUUUCUGUGUAAACGAGCUCGCCCGCUGCAGUGAAGGCACCUUUGAGGUAGUCAACAACGAGCCUGGGAAUGCGGCGUGGAAAGCGUGGAAAAGCUUCAGUGAAAAACUGGUUCCGAUUUCCCAAGUGACGGGCGGCUACAUCCAGGACCCCGACCUACGCAGCCAGGCCGAGCCACCAGGAGCGAGGGGCCACAGAGAGGCAAUCCUGACCACAAACGGGGGCAGGCAACCCGGAAGAGAGGACCCCCCCCCACCCCCCCAAGUGAGAGGCCACACCCCACACCAGAAGGGCACGAGGACCCAUAUCGGUUAGGAGCUGAAGGUCCACCUGGAGGUCCAUCUGAGGACACGCCAGACUUCACUUCCUGUGGCGCUAAAAGGAAGUAGACCGCCGCCAUCCUUCGCCAAAGAUGAGACGACGGCGGUUCCAUGUCUCGGGGAUGUCCACGCCAGCUAGCAUCAACCUGACGUAACGCAGCUCGCUCAGGAAAACAUCCAAAGGUAGCGUUAUUCUAUUUUGAUGGAUACGCUGAGAGCCGGCGUGUCGGGAGCGGUUAGCGUCAUGGCGGCAGCGAGCUGCUUUCAUCUGGGAUCCUUCUCCUCAAACACAAGAAUUCUAUUUCCUUAUCAAUGCUGUCGAGUAGUAGUUGGCACGCAAAGUGCGGCCCGGGGGCCGUUUGCAGCCUGUGGUUUUUUUUAUUGGCACAAAGCAUGCGAUAAAAAUAGAAAUUAUCAUGAAAACUUAAAAAAACAGCAAAAAUGGGAACAUCAGCAAACGUCAUCUAACAAGAAAAAGAACAAUAAUAACAUUUUAGGAGCAUAAUGUUGAAAUUGUAAAGAAAUGUAAUGUUAUGAGGUUAUGGAAAAAGUUCUAUUGUUAUGAGAAGGAAGAUAAAAUGUUAUGGAAAUAAGAAUUACAAAAAAAAAGAAAAAUGAAGCAUGAAAUCCAUCUGAAUAGGUGCAGAUUAUGGAAGAUCUAGAAAGCGUGUAGCUGACCACUCAAUACAAAGGGUGGAAAAUGAGCAGAGUAGGUCCUCUUACGGGGGAAAAAGUCGGGUUCUAACAUGAUUUCAUAUUUUGAGGGAAAGUGAUGUCACUUUUUGUAUAGCAUAGAGUUGAAAUCAUAAAGAAAUACAUCACUAAUCAUACGUUUAAUGUAUGAAUUAGCGUCUUUUUGACUAUGAAUGAAUUGUAAUGUAGGAACAUGUAUAUUGUAUAAGUGUAUUAAAUAUGUCAUCUAGUUAUUAAAAGUGUGCUAACAGUUAGACAGCAGCGUUGUGCUUUUCCUGACACGAUGAAAAGAUCGAGCGUGUGAUUUGCGAUGAUUCGCUGACGUCACCUUCCAAGUGUUGCGUUUGUGUGUCUCCGUUUUUUUUCCAGUUUCUGCAGUGAAUGAGAAUGAAAACGGUGUCAAAACCUCAAUUUCGUGUUUGAAUCCAGAGUUGCCGUGGUGUCAAUGUCCUUUUGUUGGUGUAAAAAAAGCAAAAUGUUGUGCCUAGCAACAGUUGCUAAGGCAAAGCCUCUGGGUCAGUCGGGGGCGUCGUUUAUGGCCCCCACCGAGCGGCCUUCCACGGCAAUGAAAGCACCCACGACCCACUUGAAGGUUUUGGGUUUGAAUAGUUUCUUUUUCCACGAGGACGCGGGCACAGAGAAAAAAGACGCUUGAUCAUUAAAUUCACACGCCUCCGAUGCUGUGUGACACUUCACUUUGGGGGGGUCAAGUAUGCUGGCCCGCGGGGGCAAGCGCAGAAAUGAUCCAAAACCCGCAACACACACAUCAGGAAAAUGCUGCGUAUGAAAAUGCUGCCGUCGCAUAAACGCUGAAAUCACCGGGAAUUUAGCCACGCUACUAUGAAGUUACCCCCGGCUAGCACAACGUUGGGACAGGCCACCAGAAGUUAGCUUGGUUACCUGGAGGUUCACAGGGCUAACAGGAAGUUAUCCAUGCUGCCAGGAGGUUAGCAAAGGUACCAGCAAAGAUAGCCAGGCUAACAGGAAGUUAGCAAUGCUGCCAGGAAGUUAUCAAAAGUACCAGCAAAGAUAGCCAGGCUAACAGGAAGUUAGCAAUGCUGCCAGGAAGUUAGCAAAAGUAGCAGUAAAGAUAGCCAGGUUAACAGGAAGUUAGCAAUGCUGCCAGGAAAUUA